AUGAAAUUGGACGCUACAGACUUGCGUUAUGUUACAUCAGAUGAAUUCCGAGUCCUCACGGCUGUAGAAAUGGGGUCCAAGAACCACGAGGUUGUACCAUUAUCUUUGAUUGUGCAAAUAUCAGGUCUAAGGAAUGGAGGAAUCAACAAACUUGUUGGAUCUCUCGCUAAACGCAACUUGGUCUCGAGGGUUCAAAAUGCCAAAUAUGAUGGUUAUCGCCUGACGUAUGGCGGCUACGACUAUCUAGCCAUGAGAGCGUUGUCGAAAAGGGACUCCAUGCAUUCGAUAGGAAAUCAAAUUGGUGUUGGCAAGGAGUCAGAUAUUUAUAUUGUCGCAGAUGCAGACGGCAAUGAAAUGAUUCUCAAGCUUCAUCGACUGGGACGUGUCUCUUUUCGUGCGAUCAAAGAAAAGAGAGAUUAUAUGGGCAAAAGAAAGUCUGCGUCUUGGCUAUACAUGUCACGAUUGGCUGCUCAAAAAGAAUGGGAAUUUAUGAAGAUCCUCCACCAAUACGACUUCCCUGUCCCUCGUCCUAUUGACCAAGCUAGACAUACUAUUCUCAUGGAAUUUAUUGAUGCAUAUCCUCUACGACAGGUAUCAGAUGUCGAAAACCCUGGAAAACUCUAUUCACAGUUGAUGGACAUCAUCGUCCGAUUCGCUCAAGCUGGUCUUAUCCAUGGCGACUACAACGAAUUCAAUAUUUUGAUCAAGCGGGAGACUGGAGAGCCAAUUGUUAUUGAUUUCCCUCAGAUGGUCAGUACAUCUCACGAAAAUGCUGAAUGGUACUUUAACCGGGAUGUCGAAUGCAUUAGAACAUUUUUCAAACGGCGGUUCCGUUACGAAAGUUCACUCUACCCUCGUUUCAGGAAGACUGUCGAAGAAACUGGCUCGGAUAACUUCAGACUUGAUGUUAUGGUGGAGGCGAGUGGAUUUGGGAGAAAAGAAAUGAAGAUUCUUGAAGAUUACAUGGAAUCAGUGAGAGAAGAAGCUAACGACGAAGAGAGCAGUGGAUCUGAAGAAGAAGAGUCCGAAGAAGAAGAGGAAAAUGAAAGCGACAACGCAAGGGAUGAAACCACCAGGACGACCACACUUGACGAGAAACAGCAAAGUCUAAGUACUGAGGCUGUUGAGGCCUCAUCUAUCCCUCUCCAUGACGCAUCAAGCUCAAAAUCACUUUCUGUGUCUGUUGAUCCCAAUACACUCAAAUUUGACGAUCUCGAGAUAUCAGACUUGUCAGACACGAGGUUGUCGCGAUCCCCUCCAGAAUCCAGACGAGACUUGCCUGAGCGACCAGGAUCAGAAGACGAAGACUCUGAAGAGGAAGCCCGGCACCAAGGCGACAUCAAAUCAAUAGUUUCAUCGGAUAUCUCCAAAAAGAGGGCUCAACAACAACGCAAAUACCACUCGAAGAGAUCAGUACGCAGUGCAGGUCGCUCGCAAGGAAGCAAGGCGAAACAGAGCACGAAGGUUAAACUUGGAGACUACGGGGGAUUCUGGGGCUAG
This is a messenger RNA of Psilocybe cubensis, 1500 nucleotides long. RefSeq lists its product as uncharacterized. Gene Ontology annotation, biological process: maturation of SSU-rRNA; protein phosphorylation. The transcript is spliced from 9 exons. Gene Ontology annotation, cellular component: nucleus; cytosol; preribosome, small subunit precursor. Bases 1 to 1500 code for a protein of 499 amino acids. Lineage: Eukaryota; Fungi; Basidiomycota; Agaricomycetes; Agaricales; Agrocybaceae. The record is from RefSeq and is a predicted model, not a curated record. Gene Ontology annotation, molecular function: ATP binding; protein serine/threonine kinase activity.